Molecule: messenger RNA, 607 nt
Organism: Marmota monax (woodchuck)
Lineage: Eukaryota; Metazoa; Chordata; Mammalia; Rodentia; Sciuridae
Gene: Obp2b
Product: odorant binding protein 2B
Exons: 6
Coding region: 34-447 (137 amino acids)
Molecular function (GO): small molecule binding
Source: RefSeq, a predicted model, not a curated record
GGGACCUGGUACGCAAAGGCCUUUGUGGUCAACAUGCCCCUGGUACCAGACUGGAAGGGGCCCGGGAAGGUGUUCCCCGUGACCGUGACAGCCCUGGAAGAUGGGAGCUGGGAGGCCAAGACCACCCUCCUGAUUCAGGGGCGGUGCCUAGAGAAGAAAGUUACUCUGCAGAAAACCCAGGAGCCUGGCAGAUACAGCGCCUCCACAGACCACGGCAAGAAGUUCGUGUACAUAGAAGAGCUGCCCGAGAGUGACCACUGCAUCUUCUACUGUGAAAGCCAGGACCCAGGGAAGAAGUUCCGCAUGGGCAAGCUCAUGGGGAGGAGCCCCGAGGAGAACAUGGAGGCCCUGGAAGAAUUUAGGAAAUUCUCGCAGCGUAAGGGACUGUUGGCCGAGACCAUCUUCACACCUGAGCAGACGGACACCUGUGUUCCCGAGCACGACUAGGCCACCUGGGUCUGCACCCCGUGAGCCCACUCACCACUGACAAGACCUGUGCCCUGGACCACCCCUCCUGCUGGACCACCCCUCCUCCUGGACCACCCCUCCUCCUGGUCCACCCUUCCCAUGCAGCCACUGUCCCCACCCACAUCCCUCCUGUCUCUAA